GCGGGAUUGGUCUAAACUGCAGGGACAGUUUCAGUCCUUAGCCAAUAGAAAAUACAGAACUUGUACAGCUGACGUGGAUUCUGAAAACACGGAAGUAAAGCUUUGGUGGUGUUUCAUUAAAUUGAGAAAGAGAAAAUGCCAGUGGUGGCAACGGAGAGAUAUGGCUCCCUCGAGUCAUGGAAAUAUCAGUUGAAGGAUGGAGUAAUGGAGAGAGAAAGAGAAGGGGGCAACGGUGGGACGACUGGAAAAACCAUCAUUGGCGUGUUCAAAAGUGUCUUCUUGCCUCAGGGGUAUCCAGAGAGUGUCAGUGGUGAUUACCUGCAGUAUCAAUUUUGGGAUACUCUUCAGGCCUUCUCCAGUUCUCUUUCAGGUACUCUUGCCACCCAGGCCUCUUUAAGGGGUGUUGGUGUUGGAAACCAAGAGGCAACAGUUGCUGCUGCAACAAUUACCUGGUUAUUACGAGAUGGCACAGGCAUGCUGGGAAGAAUCCUAUUUGCCUGGCUUAAAGGUCUUUCUCUGUGUUUUAGGAAUAAACUAGACUCUGAGGCCAAAAAAUGGAGGCUUGUUGCUGAUGUUCUCAAUGAUAUCGCCAUGUUCAUGGAAAUACUGGCUCCUAACUUCCCAACAUGCUUCAUUCUAAUUGUGUGCUCUGCUGGAAUAUUCAAGUCCAUUGUCGGGGUUGCAGGUGGGGCCACCAGAGCUGCUUUGACUCUUCACCAAGCUCGCAGAGACAACAUGGCGGACAUCUCUGCCAAAGAUGGCAGCCAGGAGACUUUAGUGAAUCUGGCUGGACUGCUGGUCAGUCUGAUCCUUAUUCCUCUUGUCACUGACAAUCCACUGCUGACAUUCGUCCUCUUCUUCCUUUUCACCAUCCUCCAUCUUUUUGCAAAUUACAAAGCAGUGCGUUCGGUUGUCAUGGAGACACUCAACGAAGCUCGGCUUGCUAUUGUGCUCCACCAAUACCUGAGAGAUGGACGGGUCCUCGGUCCACUAGAGGCCAAUCAUAAAGAGCCUGUAUUCUUGGAGUUUAGGAGGACAGUGCCAAUCAAACUGGGAGUGAGGCUAGGGGAACUUGUUUAUACAUCAGAGGACCUUCAUUUGGCCAUGAAAAACAACCACAAGCCCUUCCUUAUCGGAGUCAAACGUGGCUCGGUGUGUGUUUGUUUGGGAACAGAUGCAUCUGUAUGUGAUGAGAUCAGGGCUGUGUGCCAAGCAGUGUGCCUCUGCACGGUGUUACACCCUGUCUCGCCACUAGAGGGGGCUCUCAAACAACUCUCAAUGUCACACAGCAACAAUCAUUGGGAGCUGGUGCAUGAGAGUCAUAAACUUAUGGACCAAGUUUUUCAGCCAUUCCUCAAAGCUCUGGAGGUAGCUGGAUGGCAGACCAGUCGAACCCUACUGGACUGGAAUGAAUGGAGGGUGGAGUGGAAGAAGAAGAGCAGUUAGACGAGUGGCAGGGUCUCUGGAGAGCAGCAACUGCAAGGCAAUAGGCUGAGCUCUCUGUCAAACAUUCAUUGUGAGAUGCUCAAAGAUUAAUAUACUCAGAUUCAUUUAAAGGUUUUUGUCCUUUUUUGGUACAUUUUACAAACAACUUCAGAAUAAACUUGACCAUAACUUUAA
This is a messenger RNA of Salvelinus fontinalis (brook trout), 1620 nucleotides long. It is a transcript of the gene rusf1, whose product is annotated as RUS family member 1. The coding region runs from base 136 to 1446 and encodes 436 amino acids. The record is from RefSeq and is a predicted model, not a curated record. Lineage: Eukaryota; Metazoa; Chordata; Actinopteri; Salmoniformes; Salmonidae. The transcript has 15 exons.